This is a messenger RNA of Aspergillus caelatus, 1182 nucleotides long. RefSeq names its product putative secretory component protein shr3. The record is from RefSeq and is a predicted model, not a curated record. The transcript is spliced from 2 exons. Lineage: Eukaryota; Fungi; Ascomycota; Eurotiomycetes; Eurotiales; Aspergillaceae. Gene Ontology annotation, biological process: endoplasmic reticulum to Golgi vesicle-mediated transport. The coding region runs from base 226 to 894 and encodes 222 amino acids. Gene Ontology annotation, cellular component: endoplasmic reticulum membrane.
GCGAUAAGCCGGGGCCGUUGGUUGGGGAAAUUCAAUCUUGGCAAAACGCAAACCAACCGCAAUAAAUUAGUCGCGACCACCUCGUCUUCUCUCCGGGUUGCCUUUCUCGUAUACACUCCCUCUCAAUCUCACCUCCCUUUCAUCUCUCUCUCUACCCCUUUUACCAGAAACAAACAAAAAAAAGAGAGAAAAAGAAGAAAAGGAAAGGAAAAAAAGAAAGGCAAAAUGGCCUUCCGAACCGGGUCCUUCGCGACCUUCCUCAUUGUCUGCCCAACGGCCUUCUUCCUCGGAAUCAUCUUCUCCCUCCUUCCCUAUGACUACCCAAUCCUCUGGUCCAACCACCCCACCCCCCCAACCCACUACGACUACUUCGAAGCUCACCUCCGCUUCCUCCACGCCUCGCCGCCGCUAAUCCCCCGUAUCCUCCACAUCGUCAUCUUCCUCGGCCUUCUCGGUCUCAUCCUGAAACUCUAUAAGCCCUCCGAGUCUAAUAUGCUCUUUGAUGGCGCGUCGCUGGUGCUCUAUAUGUGUGGUAUUACGGUGUACAUUGCGAAUAUCGUCAAGGGGUUGAGGUUGGUGAGUGCUGGCAAGUAUGGCGAGGAUUUGGCCAAUAAUGAGGAGGAGAAGGGCCAGAUUUUGGGACGGGAGGAUUCGUUGAAGGUUUUGGCGGCUAGUAAUACGAUUCUGGCGCUGGUGUUGAUUGGGGUGUUGGUUUUACAGGCGGGGCAGUGGUAUGCGGAACGCAAGGAUGCGCAGGAGGUCGAGGAUAUGCAGGGGAAGAAGACUUCUUCUUCUUCUUCCUCUUCUUCUGCUGCUGCUGCUGGGCAAGGGGAGGCUGAGGGGGUUAGUUCCGGGGUGACGAAGGGGAAGGGUGGGGCUAAGAAGAGGAAUUGAGUCUUGUUAGGUGGGGUUUGUGAUGGUGGUUUGGUGGUUGUGAUGGAUGGGUGGGGUUGGGUUGUGAGUGUGUGUGAGUUAUAGGAAAUUCUUCUUUACUUUACUUUACUUUACUUUUAUACUGUGUGUUGGGUGGUAUGUGCGGCCGGGCUUGGGUGAGAUAUAUCUGUUUUGAUAUUUGUGGGUCAUGGUAAAAGUGCUCGCAUAGUAGUAUAUCCUCUGUACUACUACUAUCUGUCUAUGUACACAUACUGUCUCGUUUCACGAUCGUCACACGCUGUAGGGGAA